CCUCCUCCAUGAAUUUCCCCCCUCUUCCCCAUUCGACCGUUGGAGAUCUCUCUCUCUCUCUCUCUCUCUCUCUCUCUCUCUCUCCCCCAUUCGACCUUCACAAACACUCCUCCGAACCACACCACAACAAGAAUGGGCGAAGAAGCUGUGGUGGACCAAAACAAGUGCGAACUUGUUCGACAAACCCUAGAAGAGGAUCAAAACCCUAAUGUUGUAUCCGAGGAGAUGGAAGAGGAUUCGAGCAACAUCAUCCAGGCGUUUAAGGAUGAUUGCCUCAUUCCUUCUCCCACCCUGAAAGGAAUCUCCGGCCCCGAUCUCUCGCUUGCUCUCCAGCUUCUUGGGACCAAGUACAAUACUCUAUUCAAGAAGCACCAAGAAAAGGUUUCCGAAAUUGAAUUGCUACAGGCCGAGUGCGAAACCCUAAAGAACAAGUGUGUCGAGGAGUGCGGGGCCAGAUACAAUGUCCUGAAGAGGAAGUACACAGAGGAAUGCUCGGAAAGGAAGCGGCUUUACAACGAGCUGAUCGAGCUGAAGGGGAACAUACGGGUGUUUUGCCGGUGCCGGCCGCUUAGCUCGGAAGAGAUCUCGAAAGGCCAUUCUUCUGUCAUCGAUCUUGAUCCGUCUCACGACACCGAGUUGCAGAUUAUCUGUUCCGACUCUUCCAAGAAGCAAUUCAAGUUCGAUCACGUCUUUGGACCAAGGGAUGGUCAAGAGGCGGUUUUUGCGGAGACAUUGCCAAUUGUGAGAUCGGUGAUGGAUGGGUUCAACGUCUGCAUUUUUGCUUACGGGCAAACGGGAACAGGAAAGACUUUCACAAUGGAAGGGACCCCGGAGAACAGGGGUGUCAACUAUAGGGCCCUAGAAGAGCUUUUCAGGAGCUCUAAGGGGGGAGGCUCCUCUGAGAAGCAUGAAUUUUCCGUGAGCAUGUUGGAGGUCUAUAAUGAGAAAAUCCGAGACCUUCUCGCCGACAACUCUGACCAACAGGCAAAAAAAUUGGAGAUAAAGCAAGCUGCAGAUGGGACUCAGGAAGUGCCUGGGUUGGUUGAAGCUCAGGUCCACUCCAUUGAUGAAGUUUGGGAGAUGCUAAAAAUUGGUGCGCGGAAUCGAUCUGUUGGAUCGACUAAUGCCAACGAGCUCAGUAGCCGUUCUCACUGCUUGGUAAGAGUAAUGGUGAAGAGGGAGAAUUUGGUGAAUGGGCAAAGAAGCAAGAGCCACCUGUGGCUGGUUGAUCUAGCUGGAAGCGAACGUGUUGCGAAGAUUGAGGUGGAGGGAGAGAGGCUCAAGGAGUCGCAGUUCAUUAAUAAGUCUCUAUCUGCUCUUGGAGAUGUUAUAUCAGCCCUUGCCUCGAAAAAUCCUCAUAUACCAUAUAGGAAUUCGAAGCUUACCCAUCUGCUUCAGAGUUCUCUAGGAGGAGAUUGCAAGACCCUUAUGUUUGCACAGAUUAGUCCUAGUUCAGCUGAUCUAGGAGAAACUCUCUGCUCCUUGAACUUUGCCAGUCGAGUGAGGGGAAUAGAGUAUGGGCCUGUACGUAAACAAUCAGAUGCAGCCGAAAGUUUCAAACUCAAACAAAUGGCAGAGAAACUUCGACAGGAGGAGAAGGAAACAGCAAGAUUAAAUGAAAGCCUGCAGCUGAUGCAUCUUAAAUAUGCAUCGAGGGAGAAUGUUUUCAAAGCACUUCAAGAAAAGAUCAGAGAUGCUGAACAAACAUGCAGGAAUUAUCAACAAAGGGUUAGAGAUCUUGAAGCUCAACUUGCUGAAGAGAAGAAAACUGCUAGAGAUACUUCCAAAUAUCCAAAGCCACCACUGGCUCCUACAAGGCUGAGGCCUCCUUUACGCGGAAUCACCACCAACUCCUUGCCUAAUACAGUUCCUCAGAGAAGAAACAUAACUAUGAUACCCCGAAUACAAAAUAAAGAGAACAUUCCUACAACCGGUAAAGCCUCAAAUGGCGAGCUCAUCAAAACAGUCGGUAAGGCAAGAAGGAUAUCGCUGGCACCUAUGGUGCGGCAUGUAGGAAUCCAGCCUAAGAGAAGAGCCUCAGUUGCCAUGUUACCAGUAAAUGAAGAACCGCAAUCCUCAGUUCCUGAAAAGAAAAUGGCACAUCAUCAACUAUCUCAUUUAAGAAUACCCAGGAGGAGGUCGGUGGCAGCGUUUAGUUCGAUUCCAGGAACACCACUAGCAGCAGCAGCAGCAGUGGCAGCAACUCCGGACAGCAAAGGGAGAUUCAGAGACAUUUCAUUAAGCAGCAAGUUCCCGAGUCCGCCCCCUAUGUUGGCCUUAUGGCAAUCGAAGAUUCCGACGAUCUCCUCUCCGAGAAAAAGGCUUCAGCUUAUUUCGACUCCGAAAGCAAAUCCAAAUGGCUUGUUUAGUGAUGUGCAGCAGGCACCAACCAGCAAGUUAUGUUUUAGUGUGCAGAAAAGAGUGAUCCUUGGCUCGCCUGCGCGAGCGAGGAGUACUAUGACCUCAGGAUUCGGGUUGUUUAACCAACCUUUGAAGGAGAAGGGAUCGGUGGCAAGAUGGGGGAGCGCCCAACGUGUGCUGUGCACCGAUAGACGAAGAUCUGUGAUCUAAUUAAGAACAGUUGCUGGAAAUAACAAGCUGUGAUAGUUUUCGGUUUUUUGUUUGUUUCUUUUAUUUUACUGCUUGAGAUUGGCAUUGUAUGAGGAGUGCAAGAUAGUGUUACUGGAUUGAUGUAACAUUUGAGACUUAUGAAUUGAAUUCUUUUGUAUAAUUU
Ananas comosus (pineapple) is the source of this 2734-nucleotide messenger RNA. RefSeq names its product kinesin-like protein KIN-14J. The record is from RefSeq and is a predicted model, not a curated record. Gene Ontology annotation, biological process: microtubule-based movement. The transcript is spliced from 12 exons. Bases 133 to 2571 code for a protein of 812 amino acids. Lineage: Eukaryota; Viridiplantae; Streptophyta; Magnoliopsida; Poales; Bromeliaceae. Gene Ontology annotation, molecular function: microtubule binding; microtubule motor activity; ATP binding.